Miscanthus lutarioriparius is the source of this 474-nucleotide messenger RNA. NCBI's taxonomy places the organism in Eukaryota, Viridiplantae, Streptophyta, Magnoliopsida, Poales, Poaceae. The record is from the annotation of a GenBank genome assembly.
AUGAGCCGGGGGAGCAAGCUCCGGUGGCUGUGGCGUGCGCCGGCGCGGGCGCUGGGGCGGGCGCGGGACCUGUACGUGCGGGGGCUGACGGGGUGCGCGCGCUACGUCCCCUCUGACGCCGCGUUCGGGUACCCCGUGUUCGUGCCGGCGUCGCUGUCCAGGAGCCACAGCGUCGACGACUGGGGCGCCGGGUCCGGCGCCGACGAGGACCUGCGGGAGCUGGUCCGCGCCGCGUCGCAGCGCCGCGUGGAGCAGCGGCGCGCCGAGCUGCAGGCCGUGGCCAGGAGCCAGAGCAUGGCCGCCUCGCUCUCCAUGGCGCGGAUCGACGAGGACGCGCCGUGCGAGUUCGGGGCGGCCGCCGACGGAGACGGCCCCGGAGCGCUGUACCCGAGGAGCCAGAGCUGCGUCGGCGACGCCGCCGGGAGGAGGGCCCACGCCCACCGCGGGCACCGGAAGGUGGUGGCCUUGGUCUGA